Messenger RNA from Bicyclus anynana (squinting bush brown), 6589 nucleotides. Its product is annotated as E3 ubiquitin-protein ligase MSL2. The transcript is spliced from 4 exons. Gene Ontology annotation, molecular function: ubiquitin protein ligase activity. Gene Ontology annotation, cellular component: MSL complex. Lineage: Eukaryota; Metazoa; Arthropoda; Insecta; Lepidoptera; Nymphalidae. The coding region runs from base 57 to 971 and encodes 304 amino acids. The record is from RefSeq and is a predicted model, not a curated record.
AAUAAUAUUUUGGUAUAAACAGUUUUGCAAAUGCGGUAAAAAGAUUUUAAAUAAAGAUGAACCCUACUAGUUUGUAUGUUUCAACUUGUAGAUUAAUAAUUUCAGCUGAUGCAAAUGAUAAAAGUUCGUGGUCAGAUUUGUUUCGCGUACUUCCAUAUUUACGGCAAUCAUUAUCGUGUAUCGUGUGUGGAAACUUAUUGAAGGAGCCCUAUACACCGAACUUAGGGUGCCAACAUCACGUUUGCAAAAAUUGCAUACAAUGGAGGAAAAAAAUUAAACCGCCUUGCUCUUGGUGUGCGGACUGCGAGGACUAUACAGAAAACAUUCAGUUACGCAUUCUCCUCCAGUGUUACAAUAAACUUUGUGAAUAUUUUAUGGCCACUGAUAUGUAUAACAGUUUAUUAGAGGAAGAUGAAGUAGAGAUGAACGGUGGCACAGUGGCGAGUUCGGGGCUGAUAUUCUUGAUUCAAGAGGGAGCUGGUUUUUUCGAUGAUUACAGGAGCAAAGCUGGUUUACCCCAGUCUGCAUAUAGCAAAUUACCUUGUGCAUUCACCAAUAUACCAACAACACAAACACAAGUCGCAUCAACAUCAAGUUCGGAAAAUAACACCACUGUCACAAGGAAAGAUGUUAAUGAAACUUCUUCUCCUCCUGCAGAAACAAAUAUAAGAGAAAGCCAAGCAAAGAAGAAGUACAUUCAAUGGGAUCAUAAGAAACCUUCAUACGGCUCCCGGACCUCAGCUAAUAAAAAAAAAGGUUGCAGAUGUGGGUAUUCUUCGCCCGCACCCGGGAUAUUGACGUGUUGCGGCCAGAGAUGUCUGUGCUAUGUUCAGAGGAAGCCAUGUACUGAAUGCAAGUGUAAGGGCUGUAGAAAUCCUCACAGGACUGGACUUACAAAGGGUGGCUUCCACAAAGCUGGAACGAGUGCCGAGGGACCGUCUGGUAACGGAGGAGGACUGGCGGCGCAUUAGAGACAGAAAAAGUUUAUAAUGUAAUUUAUUUUUGAGAGUUUCACAGUCUGUUAAGGAUGUUAGUGCAAGAUUAGUCAUUAAUGUAAGAGUCAAGUGAUUAAAAUAAUCACCAAAUCCUGAAUCUUAAAACUUGGGUAUCUUCAAAAUUAUUUAUAUUUAAAAAAAAAUCUCUUGUAUAUUGAGAGAUUCUUAUUCUUGAUGUAGGGGCUCUGCAGGUCUUCAUGAGGUCCCUUUAUGACGUUGACAGUUUCUGAUCUAUUGUGAUCGCCAUAUGGAAAGAUCACACAUUGAACUGUUAAAUAGUCAGUUCAUAGUCUAUUAUUAUGUAUUUUUUCUAUUUUUAUUAUGUAAUUUAUCUUCGAGAGCUUCACAGUUUGUCAUAGAUGUUAGUGUAAGAUUAGUCAUUACUGUAAGAGUCCAGUGAUUAAAAUCAUAGCUGUUUUAAUCACCAAAUAUUAAAACUUGGGUAUCUUCAAAAUUAUUUAUAUUUUAAAAAAAAUUCUCUUGUAUAUUGAGAGAUUCUUCUUAUUCUUGAUGUAGGGGCUCUGCAGGUCUUCAUGAGGUCCCUUUAUGACGUUGACAGUUUCUGAUCUAUUGUGAUCGCCAUAUGGAAAGAUCACACAUUGAACUGUUAAAUAGUCAGUUCAUAGUCUAUUAUUAUGUAUUUUUUUUAUUUUUAUUAUGUAAUUUAUCUUCGAGAGCUUCACAGUUUGUCAUAGAUGUUAGUGUAAGAUUAGUCAUUACUGUAAGAGUCCAGUGAUUAAAAUCAUAGCUGUUUUAAUCACCAAAUAUUAAAACUUGGGUAUCUUCAAAAUUGUUUAUAUAUAUAAAAAAAACUUCUCUUUUAUAUUGAGAGGUCUGCAUGAGGUCCCUUUAUGACGUUGACCGUUCCUGAUCUAUUGUGAUCGCCAUAUUGAAAGAUUACACAAUGAACUGUUAAAUAGUCAGUUCAUAGUUUAUUAUUAUGUAUUUUUUUUGAUUUUUAUUAUGUAAUUUAUUUUCGAGAGCUAAAUAGUUUUUUAUGGAUGUUAGUGUAAGAUUAGUCCAGUGAUUAAAAUCAUAGCUGUUUUAAUCAACAAAUCUUAAAACUUGGGUAUCUUCAAACUUAUAAAAAACUUCCCUUGUAUAUUGAGAUAUUCUUCUUUUUCUUGAUGUAGAGGCUCUGCAGGUCUUCAUGGGGUCCUUUAUUGACCGUUUCUGAUCUAUUGUGAUCGCCAUAUUGAAAUAUUACACAAUGAACUGUUAAAUAGUCAGUUCAUAGUUCAUUAUUAUGUAUUUUUUUGAUUUUUAUUAUGUAAUUUAUUUUCGAGAGCUUCGCAGUUUGUUAUGGAUGUUAGUGUAAGAUUAGUCAUUAAUGUAAGAGUCAAGUUCUCUUGUGUAUUGAAAGAUUCUUCUUGACUUCUUGAUGUAGCGGCUCUGCAGAUCUUCAUGAGGUCCUUGUAACACGUUGACCUCUCCCGAUCUAUUGUGAUCGCCAUAUUGAAAUAUUACACAUUGAACUGUUAAAUAGUCAGUUCAUAGUUUAUUAUUAUUUAUUUUUUUGAUUUUUAUUAUGAAAUUUAUUUUCGAGAGCUUCAUAGUUUUUUAUGGAUGUUAGUGUAAGAUUAGUCAUUACUGUAAGAGUCCAGUGAUUAAAAUCAUAGCUGUUUUAAUCACCAAAUCUUAAAACUUGGGUAUCUUCAAAAUUAUUUAUAUAUAUAAAAAAAAAACUUCUCUUGUAUAUUGAGAGAUUCUUCUUAUUCUUGAUGUAGCGGCUCUAUAUGACGUUGAUGUUUACGAUCUAUUGUGAGCGGCAUAUUAAAAGAUUACACAACGAACUGUUAAAUAGUCAGUUUAUCUAUCUUGACAAUACAUUAGUAAUGAUUGGCCAAGUGUGUGUCGGGCCAAGUGCAUAAGAAAGGGAUUUGCCAAAAACUUCAAUGUAAUGUGUGUAGUCGUUUAAAUUUUCAAUUUAUAAUUUAUAAUAUAUGGUUGUUAAAUAAGUAUUUACAAAACCCACUAAUCAAAUUUGCAUUUGUGCACAGCACCCUACUAUUUGUCUGGCCCAAUACGACCUUUGCCGGUUUUUGCUAUAUUAGAAAUAUUACUUCAAAAUUACUAUAGAGAUAGUAUUUGAAGAAGACGUACCUAAAUAUUUUGCCAAAUUUUGUACAAAGUUCAAAUUGUAAUGUUUAAAACUUUUAUCUAGAUUUAUAUGUGAUAUAGAUAGUGACCAAAUCUACGUGAGGACAGUUUUAUUGGUGUGUGUCACUUUGGGUAUACUUGUGUCGUGGGACCAUUGGAAUUGUGAUUUUUGAGAGAUGAAUUUUGUGGAUAUUUGAUGGGUAGUAGAAGGUUUUAGAGACAGAAACAGUUUAUUGAACUCGGUACUACUACUAAUCGAAGUAUACUUUCAACUCCUAUUUCACCCCUUUCUAAUUUUAUUUUCGCGGUAAAAAUUAUACAUAUUAUAAGUAUGUAUAAUUAUUGUAUAUAGAUUCAAUGGCGAAGCUACCCAGGGUCUAGGUGGUGCAAUGUCCCGGGGCCUUUAUGCUCAGAGGGCCCUCGAAUCCUUACCAGGAAAUCGCGAUCGAACUCAACUUAAAAAAAAUCGAAAACUUAAAAAUGCUGACGAUAAAGUAGCUUGGCAUAUUUAUGUAUAUGUAUAUAUUUGACGGCCUCCGUGGCGCAGUGGUAUGCGUAGUGGACUUACAAGAUGGAGAUCCUGGGCUCGAUCGAUUGAGGUUUUCUUAAUUGGUCCAGGUCUGGCUGGUGGGAGGCUUUGGUCUAGUUACCACCCUACCGACAAAGAAGUACCGCCAAGCGAUUUAGUUUUCCGGUACGACGUCGUGUAGAACCGAAAGGGGUGUGGAUUUCAUCCUCCUCCUAACAAAUUAGCCCGAUUCCAUCUGAGAUGGCAUCAUCACUUACCAUCAGGUGAGAUUGUAGUCAAGGGCUAACUUGUAAAGAAUAAAAAUAUAUAUAUAUAUAUAUAUUUAAAAUGAUAAAACCGAACCAGUUUAGAUAGUAGUAGGGCCCCAAUUUUUUGUUUGCACCAGGGACCUUGGUUACUUAGCUACGCCAUCGCUUUGUGAAUAUUGUUAUCGAUGUUCGUGUAAGAUAGUCAAUAAUGUAAGAUUGAAAGAAAAGCUUUUGUUGAUCUCCAAAUUUCUCUUUUACACUUUGAACUGUUGAACGGUCAAUUUUAUAGUUUAUUAUUGAGUUUAUUUUUAUAUUGUAAGCCUUUGUUAAAGUCAACAUAAAGUUAUCUUUCAAAAAGACUAUAUUUUGGGUAAAAUAAAAAUUAAAGUAUGUAUAUUUAUACCUGCUGAUCUCCAUUACAUGUUCCUUUAAUAUUAUUAAGUCUAUUAUAGUUUGAUAAGCAUGUUCGUGUAAGAUUAGUCAUUAGAUAUAUUAGGUUAAAAGAAAAACUGCUUUUGAUUACCAACUUCCUAUACUGGUAUAUUGAAAGAUUACAUUAUGAACUGUUUAAUGGUAAGUUCAUAGUUUAUUAUCAAUUUUAUUUUGCUAUAAUGUAAUUUGAGAAUCGAAUUGUGUAUCUUUUAAAAAAAAAGCGAACAUGUGCAAGUUGAUUUAAGUUCCGAACGAUGUGACCUAAAAUUGUAGUUAUAAAAUAUUAGGGCUCAUAUCAUAUUGUAAUACAUUUAAGAUAUAAAGGGUAAAGUUAAACUAGUACACUAGUUACAGUAGUUUGUCAAUCUUGAGUGUAUCUUAUGUGAUACUCAUAUAUUAUGUGUAUAGUAUUAAGUGAAUCAAUCUUUAGUUGUUUUCACUUUAACAACGUGUUUUGUUCAUUUUCUUUACUGAAAGCAUUAGUUUUGUACAUUUCCAUAUACGGUAUCGGAUUUUAUACAAUUCCUAAGUGUUGGAACCAACCUUGCGUAGUCUAUUUUUUUGAACAACUUGAAAGAUAUUCCUUUUAGAAUUAAAAAACAUAUAUACCUACUUGAUAUCCGCUUAUCAAGCUCUUUGAUUUAAUAUGUUAUACUAUGCAAUUUGCACUUUAUUUUACUUUUCCAUCUCGCCCCCUAAAAGUGACCCUCAUAUUAAAAUUUUUUAGAGUUUCAUAGUUUUCCGGAAAUCUUCAAGUAGAAAGCUAACUUUUGUAAUAUAAUUCAAAAUUUUUGAUUCCAUAGUUUUUGAGAUAGGGGGAAUGGCGAAAACAUUUAAUAUGCUCAGAUUUAAACAAACCAUUUCACGCUCUUUCAUUUGAUGUAUCACACGAUGCAGUUUGCAAAAGAUUUUUUUUUUCAACUUUUCAUCUUGCCCUCCAUAAGUAAGUCCAUAUUCAGACUUCAUCAUUUACGGUACACCUCUGCGUUCGGGUUACAGAAAUUCAUAUGUGUACCAAAUGUCAAAAUAGUUGGUCCAGCAAAUUAGACGGACAUUCGAAUGUGCGCGAGUGAUUUAAGGGUUCCGUUUUUGUACCUACGUACGUACGCUAGGACUUCGGAACCCUAAAAAGUAUUUAUAGCUGAGCCAUAUUCGACGUACGAGUAGACCACCAAUCAGGUGCAAGCAGGUGAACAACCAAUUGGAAACUUCAUAAUAAUAAUUUACUUUCAAUAAUUAUUCAAAGUAGUGCAAGCUGAAUAAGUGUUUGAAAUAAAUAAGUCGGUGUUAGAUAAAUUCAUGUCCUCGUAGUUAAUUAUUAUGUGUUGUAAAUAAAAUGAAGUUUCUGUGUAAAUUUUCUUUGUUUUAGUAUAAUUUCCUACUAAAUAUUUUUUAAGUAUCAAAAUCAAAAUUCAUUUAUUUCAAAUUUAAAUGCAUUUUUGUAACGUCAGUGUUGACUAUUUUAUCCAUUUUUUCAAAGUAGUGUAAGCUGAUUAAGUGCUUGAAAUAAAUUUAAAUUCAUGUACUCGUGGUUAAGUAGUAUGUGUUGUAAAUAAAACGAACUUUCUGUGUAAAUUUUCUUUGUUUUAGUAUAAUUUCCUACUAAAUACUUUUUAAGUAUCAUAAUCAAAAUUCACUUAUUUUAAGCAGGCUCAGUUUAAAAGCAUUUUUGAAAUUUCAGUUGACUAUUUUUUCCAUUUUUUUCAAAGUAGUGUAAGCUGAAUAAGUGUUUGAAAUAAAUAAGUCGGUGUUAGAUAAAUUCAUGUCCUCGUAGUUAAGUAUUAUGUGUUGUAAAUUAAAUGAACUUUCUGUGUAAAUUUUCUUUGUUUUAGUAUAAUUUCCUACUAAAUAUUUUUGAAGUAUCAAAAUCAAAAUUUAUUUAUUUCAAGUAGGCUUAGUUUAAAUGCAUUUUUGAAACGUCGGUGUUGACUAGUUUUUCCAUUUUUUCAAAGUAGUGCAAGCUGAUUAAAUGCUUGAAAUAAAUAAAAAUUCAUGUACUCGUAGUUAAUUAUUGUGUUGUAAAUGAAAUGAACUUUCUGUGUAAAAUUUCUUUGUUUUAGUAUAAUUUCCUACUAAAUACUUUUUAAGUAUCAUAAUCAAAAUUCACUUAUUUUAAGCAGGCUCAGUUUAAAAGCAUUUUUGAAACGUCAGUUGACUAUUUUUUCCAUUUUUUUCAAAGUAGUAAGCUGAUUAAGUGUUUGAAAUAAAUAAGUCGGUGUUAGAUAAAUUCAUGUCCUCGUAGUUAAGUAUUAUGUGUUGUAAAUAAAAUGAACUUUCUGUGUAAA